Molecule: messenger RNA, 1804 nt
Organism: Suillus subalutaceus
Lineage: Eukaryota; Fungi; Basidiomycota; Agaricomycetes; Boletales; Suillaceae
Exons: 6
Coding region: 368-1804 (478 amino acids)
Source: RefSeq, a predicted model, not a curated record
UUUACUACUACUCGAGCCAUCCUAUAAGCGCAGUAAGUAGUUAUUAUACCUCGACUCAUCGACGGACAGCCGCAUCAAGUACCCAGUCAAGAGUCAUUCUCUGCAACGCCUGCGAUAAUAUGCAGUAGCAGUGUCUAACACCGGUUGGAGCCUAGCCUCCGAAAAGCUCUUGGAUGUGUGCUCACGUACCAGCACAGACUCGGAGUCACUGCGGAUCACGUAAAGAAUGCUAUUCCUUAUCGCUUGGCUUGAGAAAUUUUUCAUUCCGUUCGACUCCCGUUCUCAACUUGAAUUUCAACACUGACAGCCUUUGGCCCGGGGCAUCGUCGUCGGAGAGUUUUGAACUUUCUAAAUAUUGUGGUUUACCAUGCAUCAGUCUCUGCUCAUUGACGAGAUUCUUUCUCAUAUCAUUCAGUUCGUCGCUGCCGAUGGUCAGCGGGACCUGAAGCGCUUGGAAAAUACAAGCGGCCUUGCUAGGCUAGCUCGUACAUGCCGUUGCUUUAUGGAAUGUGCUCUUGACACCCUCUGGCGAACUCAACAUUCGUUAAGUCCUCUCAUCAUGUGCUUGCCAAGAGGCACUUGGGAUAUUCACUCUGGCAAUAUACUUUAUCUCACGAGACCACCUGCUGAAUCUGAGUGGGCAAGAUUUGACAUGUAUUCACGUCGUGUGAAGAGUUUUUCAUACCCAAAACAAACGAAAAUGAUCAGACUACACGAGGACGCGCUCCCACUCCUUUUUGCUGAACGCCCUCCGCAGUCUCUGUUCCCGUCACUUUCCUCGCUCGACUUCUCCAUCCUGUCGUGUAGUUCCUCCAACUUCACCUUAAUCCGGGACUUUCUCUCCCCAAAAAUGACAAACCUCGCCUUUACCCUCCCUCGAAAGAUGUGUCUUCAGGGCAUUUGCGGGGUAUUAGAAGAUCUUCCUCGGAAGGCUACUCGCCUCGAAAACCUCACAAUUUCAUCGUUCUUUCCAGUGACGCCAUUUGAAUUGAACAUUUCGUCCCAUGGACUACCAGACUUACGUCGGUUGGUCGUCUCCAGCUCUAUUCGUAUAUCUGCACAGAGUGUGCUGAAUAUCGCAUCACUUCGUCAUGUUCAGGAGCUCUCCUUGAAUCUUCACCCUAAUUUCGACGUCGACAUACUACGCGAUAGGGCAAAUAAUAGUACCUUCCCCGCUCUCCAGCGUCUCAUUCUCACGGCAUACGACCUUCCCCAGUGUACAUCUAUUGUAUCGCUUAUAUCCUCACCACAGCUAGAAGAUGUUUCCGUCUCCUACGACGUCCAAGCACAAUCUUCCGUCAUCACUUCAUUCUUGAGUGCCAUCGGCACGUCUAUUCGUUCAAUUUCUCUCCGACACAAUAUGCGAACUAACACAAUUGCCGACACUCCUUUUGUUUUCUACCCAUCCAUAUUUGCACCGCUAUUCGCUUGCCGCAAUCUCCGCACCAUCCAAGUAUACAAUCUUGGUACGCUCAAUUUAGAUGAUGAGUUCAUCAUUGCAGCGGCUAAAGCCUGGAACAAACUCGAGGACAUUCGACUCUGCAGCUUACCUUGGUCCUACAUAAUUCCCAGCCUCACCCGCGUGCACCUGUCCUUGGAUGCAAGGGAAAUCCCUGAAGUACCGAUCGGCGGUCUCAGUACGGUUGGUGCUCAGUUCCUGGAGGUGCUCAAUAUCCGGGAUUCGGUUAUUGAGCACACUGAACUUGUCGCGCAAUUUUUGCGGGCGACCAUACCGAAUAUGAAGACUUUUGGUGCACAUGCAGAAUGGGUCAUAGUCUUGGAGGUUCACUCCAGCGCGUUGUAG